UUGGUUAAAUAAGGGUCGAUAUCAUACUUUGCAAUAUUGGACCAAUAUUAAAAAUCAAUUCACAUCCAAUAGAUAAUAUUGGGUUGACAUGAUUUUUCAAUAUUGGACCAAUAUUGCAACUUCAAGAUUGGUUACAUAAGAGUCGAUAUCAUACUCUGCAAUAUUGGAUCAAUACUGAAAAUCAAUUCACACCCAAUAUAGAAUAUUGGGUUUACAUUAUUUCCCAAUAUUGAACCAAUAUUUUGUGCUACUAGGGUAGAUGCUUUACAUGCGGCACAACCUAUAAGUGUGUUUGCUUCAAGAGGACCAACUGAAGAAACCGUAUUAGCAGAACUUAUUGUCAAAGCAAUAAUUCUAUUAGAAAAUUCUGGAGCUAAAAUUCACGGUAUUGUAACUGAUGGUGCAGCUACAAAUAGAAAAUUUUGGAGUAUAAUAGGCAUUUCAGGGAAAAAAAACGAAUUUAAAAAUUGGUUUACACAUGUACUUGAUUCAUCGAGAAAAGUUUUUGUAUUCUCAGACACACCACAUCUUAUAAAAACAAUUCAGAAUCGAUUAUAUGUCAAGAAUCUGAAAAUGAAACUAGAAGGACUUUUGAUCUCUUGGAAACAUUUUGAAAUGUUAUAUGAAAAAGACCGUGGUAUGCCAAUCCCCAUUUGUCCUAAAAUAAUGAAACAUCAUUUGGAACUUCAUAAUUCAUCAAAAAUGCGUGUCCGUUUAGCUGUGCAGAUUUUCAGUAAUUCUGUUGCAAAAGGAUUACGCUUCUAUAGUUCAUAUCGUGAAAUAGAAGACAGUACUGCCAUUGCAGAUUUCUGUGAAUGGAUGAAUUUCAUGUUUGAUGCCUUAAAUAGAAGAGAAUAUCAAAAUGGAUUGAAAGUAGGAAAUAAAGAUUUUUUGCUCCUACAAGAAUCUCUAAAUAGGUUGGAUCAAUGGGAAAAUCUAAUGGAGGAAAGAAUUAUUACAACUAAUGAGUUCCUUACUCGGCAAACUGCAGAAGGGCUUCGUGUAACUUUAAGAUCCAUGAUAGAUAUUACGCUAUAUUUAACUAGCAAAUUUAACUUUUCUUGUAUUGUCAGGAAACAUAAAUCAAGAUGCUCUCGAGGUGUGUUUCAUACCGGAAAUCAAUUGUAUCAGAAAAAAGACAUAAUUUUUGUGAAAUAAUAAUUGUAUUCUCACUAGGGCAUCAUUCUUAAAAAGAUUUCAUUUAGAAAACAUAUUUAAAUAAUGGUUCCUGCAUA
Solenopsis invicta (red fire ant) is the source of this 1235-nucleotide messenger RNA. RefSeq lists its product as uncharacterized. NCBI's taxonomy places the organism in Eukaryota, Metazoa, Arthropoda, Insecta, Hymenoptera, Formicidae. The record is from RefSeq and is a predicted model, not a curated record. Bases 574 to 1158 code for a protein of 194 amino acids. The transcript is spliced from 4 exons.